Funneliformis mosseae is the source of this 198-nucleotide messenger RNA. The record is from the annotation of a GenBank genome assembly. NCBI's taxonomy places the organism in Eukaryota, Fungi, Glomeromycota, Glomeromycetes, Glomerales, Glomeraceae.
AUGCCUUCUAAAAAGUAUCGUACAUAUUAUUUAAAAAAAGAAAAGGUAGAUGCUAUUCAAGAGAUCAAAGAGAACAUUAUAGCGUUAGAACAUGAUGUAACUAAAAUACAUCAAAAUCUUAAAAGAAUUGGCCGAGAAAUCUGUUAUCUAUAUAAUGCUAUGAUCAAAUCAUCUGAAUCUAGUUCAUCCGAGUCUGAA